Penicillium concentricum is the source of this 945-nucleotide messenger RNA. RefSeq names its product ATP phosphoribosyltransferase. The transcript has 4 exons. Lineage: Eukaryota; Fungi; Ascomycota; Eurotiomycetes; Eurotiales; Aspergillaceae. The record is from RefSeq and is a predicted model, not a curated record. Gene Ontology annotation, molecular function: magnesium ion binding; ATP phosphoribosyltransferase activity. The coding region runs from base 1 to 945 and encodes 314 amino acids. Gene Ontology annotation, cellular component: cytoplasm. Gene Ontology annotation, biological process: L-histidine biosynthetic process.
AUGGAUCUCGUCAACCACCUGGAAGGCCGUCUUCUCUUCGCCGUGCCCAAGAGCAAGUUCCCCCAAAUCAUGACUCAUAAAGGACGUCUGCAACAAGCAACCCUCGACCUCCUCUCCGGCUGUGAUGUCCAGUUCCGCCGUGAAACCCGCCUCGACAUCGCGCUAGUUAAGAACCUGCCCAUCGCGCUGAUCUUCCUGCCCGCCGCCGACAUCCCGACCUUCGUCGGCGAAGGCCGUGUCGAUCUGGGUAUCACUGGCCGCGACCAAGUCGCCGAGCACGAUGCCACCCUGCCCGCUGGCGAGACCUCCAACGUCGAGGAGAUCCUCGACCUAGGCUUCGGCGCCUGCAAGCUGCAGGUGCAGGUCCCCGAGAAGGGCGAGCUUAAGGAGGCUAAGGAUCUUGUUGGCCGCAACGUCGUGACCAGCUUCACUGCCCUCACCGAGGCUUUCUUCCGUAACCUUGAGGGCGUCGAGGCUGGCCAGAAGCUCGCCACAAAGAUCAAGUAUGUCGGCGGUAGUGUUGAGGCUGCUUGCGCUCUCGGUGUCGCGGAUGGUAUCGUUGAUCUUGUUGAAUCCGGUGAGACUAUGAAGGCCGCUGGCCUCAAGGCCAUCGACACCGUUGUCUCCAGCACAGCCGUGCUGGUCAAGUCCCGUACCUCCAACAGCGACAUCCUCACCCUCCUCACCUCCCGUCUGCGCGGUGUCAUCACCGCCCAGAAGUUCGUCCUGUGCCAAUACAACAUCCCGCGUGAGCAGCUGUCCGUCGCAUCCAAGAUCACCCCCGGCAAGCGCGCGCCUACCAUCACUGCUCUCGAAGAGGAGGGAUGGGUUGCUGUCAGCUCUAUGGUGGAGAAGAAGCGCAUUGCCACGGUAAUGGAUGAGCUGAUUAAGGUCGGCGCAAGUGAUAUCUUGGUUAUGAACAUUGCCAACUCGCGCACGGAUUAA